Messenger RNA from Erpetoichthys calabaricus (reedfish), 2221 nucleotides. Its product is annotated as tripartite motif-containing protein 16-like. The record is from RefSeq and is a predicted model, not a curated record. Gene Ontology annotation, molecular function: protein binding; zinc ion binding. The coding region runs from base 229 to 1917 and encodes 562 amino acids. Lineage: Eukaryota; Metazoa; Chordata; Cladistia; Polypteriformes; Polypteridae. The transcript is spliced from 6 exons.
AUCUUUUCUCUCACUUUGUGGUCUUCACUCUCUGAGCUCCUGUCUCACAUUAACUGUUCACCCUCAGUGUCUCCUCAGAUGUUCUCUCUGUGAGCUCUCAGCUUUCUCUUUAAAUCUCCUCCUCCUCCUCCUCACUGAGCACAGACAAACUUUCACUUUCAUUUCUUCACAAGUCACUUCCUUGUUUGUCUGACUGAUUCUCUCUGCCUGCCUCUCCUCAGACUGACGAUGGCUGAAGCCCAGCUGUUUGUAUCACAGGACGAGUUCACCUGCUCGGUGUGUCUGGACACCAUGACUGACCCCGUCACCACACCCUGUGGACAUAAUUUCUGUCUGAAGUGCCUCACGGACUAUUGGGAUCAGAGCCAAGUGUGCAGCUGUCCUCAGUGCAGACACACCUUCAUGCAGAGGCCUGAACUGAAGAGAAACAAUCUGCUGAAUGAAGUCAUCAGGACAUUAAAGAAGACGACACUCAGUCCUCCUCCUCCUCCUCCUCCAUCUAAGAAUUAUGCUGGACCUGGAGACGUGGAGUGUGACUUCUGUACUGGGAAGAAGUUCAGAGCGGUGAAGUCCUGUCUCACCUGCAUGGCAUCCUACUGUCAGUUUCACCUGAAGCCUCACUAUGAAGGAGACGCCCUGAAGCACCACAAGCUUGUUGAUCCUGAUAGAAAUCUGAAGGAGAAACUCUGUGAGAAACAUCACAAACAUCUGGAAAUAUUUUGUAAAACUGAUGAGAUGUGUAUCUGCAUGAUGUGUGUGGUGACUGGACAUAAAAAUCAUGAAAUGGUCAAGCUGGAGACAGAAAGAGAAAAUAAAGAGAAACAGCUGCAGACAACACGGAGUGAAAUUAGGAGGAGACUUGAAGAGAAAGAGAAGAAACUGAGGGAGACGAGGAAGACAGUGGAGGAGAUGAAGCUUUCUGUGGGAAGAGUGAUGGGGGAACAUGAGAAGAGCUUCAUUGAUCUGAUUCACUGCAUUGAGGAAACCUACAAGAACCUGACAGGGAAAAUCAGAGAACAAGAAAAGAGAGAAAUGGAGAAAGCUGAAGGAGUCAUGGAGCAACUGGAGAAGGAGAUUGAGGAGCUGAAGAGGAGAGAAGCUGAGCUGAAGGAGCUUUCAGAGACCAAGGACCACAUCCACUUCCUGCAGAGUUUCUCAUCUCACUGUGUCCUUCCUGCUGAUGGAGACUCGCUCAGCUUCCCAGUCGCGGCUGACUUUUCUUCUGAGGACCUGCUAAAGGAGCUGUCAGGUCUGAAAAAGAGUCUGGAGAAGAUCAGCCAGUGGGACAUCCUGACAUGGACUCCAUUAGGUCAUGAAGCUCCAAUCUUCACCUUACGGCCUCCUGAACCUCAGAGCAGAGAGGAGUUUUUACAAUACUUCUGUCCCCUCACACUGGACAUCAACACAGCAAACAGAUUCCUCCGUCUCUCUGAACGGAACAAGAAGGUGACACAUGAGGGGACAAAAGCCGAAUAUCCUGAUCAUCCUGACAGAUUUGACUGCUGUGUCCAAGUUCUGUGCAGAGAGGCUCUGACUGGGACUCGCUGUUAUUGGGAGGUGGAGUGCAGUGAACGCUUCAUGAAGAUUGGAGUCGCAUAUAAAGGACUGGACAGGAAAGGAGAGGGCAGUGAGUGCGGCCUUGGAUACAACGACAAGUCCUGGAGUUUGGUGUGGUCUCUUUCCCAGUACUCUGUGCGUCACAAUAAGAAGGAGAUUGUAAUCAGCGCCCCCUUCAGCCCCAGAAUAGGUGUGUAUCUUGACUGGCCUGCUGGCUCUCUGUCAUUUUAUAGGGUCUCACACACAAUGACCCUCCUGCACAGGUUCAACAUCUCCUUCACUGAGCCCCUCUAUCCAGGGUUUGGGUUUGGUCUUCACUGCAGUGUAACAAUCAGCCAUCUGACACCAUGUGACCACUGACCAGUACCCUCCACCGGUCACUUGAUGUCCCAACAAGCUCUAGUCCUCUUUGUGUUUGUAGUUUGGGGUGAAAUUUAAUUUAUAGGAUGGGUGGGUUGGGGGGGGCAGCACCUCUGUGAUUGAAUAUGUGGAUGAGAAUGUGGGGCGAGUGCGGCUGUCAGAGUCUCCAUUAUUAUUGGGUUUGAGUAGCCAAUCAGGUGUGUGUGUCAUAAUGAGGGGCGGUGACACCUCAGACCUACAAAUACCAGUCUGACCAGCAGGGGUCACUGUUGAUUCACAGCCACAUGUCCUUCAGGCUGACACC